CACGAAUCAACCGAGACACCCGGGGCUCACAGCAGCCUCUCCACGUUUCCAAGUAAAUGCCAACAGGCCACUACUUGAUUUUCUACUCUGCUGUCAUUGGCGAGAUGCAAUGCCUGUCAUGCUGGGCCACAGGCAUGGACUUUCCCUGCAGUAUCCAGCAUCAGAAGCUCGCUCUCGUCCUGCUUCCCCCAUUGGAGUUCUAUGUUGCCAUUCUCUACCCGCCUGCAAUCAACACUGAACGCCCCUUCUUUUCUCGGCUUUGCUUAGCGACCGCAUUGGCUGUCAGGAACAGGAACGACCACCACGGCCGAGGAGAAGUGUCGGCCAAGAGACAGAACAGGGUUUCUGACUUUUAUGUAUAAUUUUAGAGUUUUUAAUUAACGUAUACAUUGUCUUAUGUAUAAGAAAGACCAUUCAGAAUGACAUUGAAAAGCGCCCGCGUACGUUCUUGUGUUUCGUUCGACACCGUGGAGCUCAAGGGGGAUAUGUGCCUGACUUAUCUUGAUAGCCAUUUUUUGCAGACAAAGAGAACUGUUGAGUAGUGUUUAUAAAAGACAAAAGGGUCUUGGUCUCCUAUCCAUGGAGAAAGUGGGCAAGAUGUGGAGCAACCUGAGGAGCCGAUGCCAGACCCUCUUCCACAGCGACGGUGCGGGACCCAGUACAGAGAACAGCGUGGUGGAGGUGGACGGUAUGCACUGUGUGGUGGACCUGGAACGGGGUGGCAAUUCAGGUGAGGCCCAGGCUUCUCGGGCCUCUAGCCUGUCCCGAAGCCUCUUGCCGCUCCCCAUGGUUACUGGAGGACGACGUCACAACUGUGUGUCGGACAUCCCCCAGAUAGUGGAGAUCACCAUAGACAGCAAAGACCAUGAGGAUGCGAGGGGGGGUCGUGGAGGAGUCCCUGUGGCGCGGAGAGACUCAUACUCACGCCAUGCACCUUGGGGGGGCAAGAAAAAACACUCAUGUUCCACUAAGACUCAGAGCUCCAUGGAUACAGACAGGCGGUCAGGGCGUGCGCGCGGGGCCGCUGGCCGGAGGGAGCGUCGCUACGGGGUCAGCUCUAUCCAGGAAAUGGGGGACUCUGGGAGCGGGGGUUGCAGUCUGAGCGCCCGUUCCCUGCGCCAGCGGCUUAGCGAUACAGUGGGCCUGUGUCUCCCCCUGCCCCGCCGUCGCUCGCGCUCUUCCAAGACCCCCACCAUCUCGAAGCGCAAGAUCCACCUAACAGAGCUGAUGCUGGAGACCUGUCCCUUCCCCCAGGGCUCGGACUUGGCCAACAAGUGGCACCUGAUCAAGCAGCACACAGCGCCCGUCAGCCCGCAUUCCUCCACGGCUCUGCUUGACGCCUUCGACACCGCCCACCCCUCCCCUGAGGACGAGGAGGAGCGUCUGCGCGAACGCCGCAGGCUCAGCAUUGAAGAGGGAGUGGACCCCCCACCCAACGCCCAGAUCCACACCCUGGAGGCCUUGGCACAGGGCUCCUCUCUGUACAAACUGGGACCAAAGAUGGCCCCCGGCAUUGCAGAGGCCUCUGGGGAGGCCCGGGGCGCCGUGGCCUGCUGCUCAGGAGGGGGGGUAUCGGUGCAGGUGCUCGGGGGGGCUACAGCCCAGUUGGCUGACUGUGACUCGGAGGAGGACUCAACUACCCUAUGCCUGCAGGCCCUGAGGCCCAAGCAGCGGCACGCGUCUGGGGAUGGCAAUCUGAGCCGGAACCAGCCUGGGCCAUGGAAGGUGCACACACAGAUCGACUACAUCCAUUGCCUGGUACCGGACCUGCUGCAGAUCACUGCACUGCCCUGCUACUGGGGCGUGAUGGACCGCUAUGAGGCGGAGGCGCUGCUGGAUGGACGGCCCGAGGGAACCUUCCUGCUGCGCGACUCGGCCCAGGAGGACUACCUGUUUUCUGUCAGCUUUCGCCGCUACAACCGCUCGCUGCAUGCCCGCAUCGAGCAGUGGAACCACAACUUCAGCUUCGACGCCCACGACCCCUGCGUGUUCCACUCAUCCACCGUCACAGGCCUACUGGAGCACUACAAGGACCCCAGCGCCUGCAUGUUCUUUGAGCCGCUGCUCACGGCGCCACUCCACCGGGCCUUCCCUUUCGGCUUGCAGCACCUGGCACGCGCCGCCAUCUGCCCCCGGACCACGUACGACGGCAUCGGCGGCCUUCCACUGCCCCCGGCCCUGCAGGACUUCCUCAAGGAGUAUCACUACAAACAGAAAGUGCGUGUGCGCUGGCUGGAGAGGGAGCCGCCACUCAAGAUCAAAUAGUGGCGGGGCUCUGGCGGCCUGUGCGUGCAGCCGCGGGCUUAGUCAAAACAGGAAAAACUCCCAGCCAAUCAGGAGAGGUAAUACUGAACAUGGCACUUUUCAGUCAGGCGGGGAGGGGUAACUGGAGGGGAGGAGUUGGGUAAAGUGAUCUAUCCAAGAUUCAUUCUAAUCUCUUUGUUUUACUUAUUACUACUUACAUCACAUGGAAUACAAAUCUAUUAUAUUCAGUAUAAUGCUGUCUGGCAAGCACAUUUUUACUAUUGAACAGAUUCUGAAAGGGAGAGCACAAGCCUUCAUGCUUGGUCUCCCUCUCUCCUCUUUCAUUCUGUCAAGUGUCUGCCUGAUCCCACAGCAUGAGCUGCCUGCAUGGCCCCCCUCCCCCCUCUCCCCAGUCUCUAUCUAGGCCCACAUGGUUAGCUAGCUAUGUUGUACAGUUCACUCAUACUUUCUAUCCUUCCUUUUUUUUCCUGUUGCUUGAUCAAGCGACUAGAAGAAUGCCUGGCGGGCAUCGUGAGGCUUGAGGUGUGGAGUUGACAGUGGCUUUACUGGAGAGAGAGGGGGGUGGGGGUUGGCUGCAACUAAAACUCCUACUGCAGUUCGUUAGGGCCCGCUUGGUGGACAGUGUCAUACAGACACACACCCAGCCAUCAUCAAGCAUCAUUGAGUAGGCCUAUGUCUGAAAUAAGGUGCUGUUUAAGGGUGCUGUCCAGUAGGUCUUCGCCCCAAGGGCAAUGUGGAACGCGGCCAGGUCCAAAGGUGCUGCUACAGCGUCCUGCUUCCGUACACCUGUAGGGAACGAGGCAUACACAGCAGUGUGUGUGGUCACUGCGAGUCCUUGGCUUUUAGAUAUCCUCACUGUCAUUUCUCGAAGCAUAAUCGUUGUCUCCCACCACCAAUGUGUUGGCACAGGUGUACGGUUCUUCUAAUGGAACAAUACUAAUGAUAUUUGUCCUGGUGGUUGUUUUCUCACACCUGUCUGCCAGUGGCUCAAACUGGCUACAGAACAGGCACUUUAACUGUGCGUGCAGUUUUUGAAGACACACACACUGGUUAUUGUCUCAGUGUCUGGUUUGUUUCUGGACCUGUGUUCUGCCUUCAUGGUGUCACUUAUUUCUCUCUGUGGCAUCUGCACCCUCCGCAUACCAUUGACAUUUUACAGUUAACUUGACUCCGCUUUACACAUUACAGCCACAGUCCCGCUUUAUAGUAUUAGUACCCGAAGGAGCUGCAUUUGAUAUGCGCAUUGUCACUGCUGCUAGCGAUGCCCGUAAUAACCCAGCAUAUUGUGAGCUUGCAUCAGGAAGACGAAUACAACAAAGCGUAACCUAUGUGCCUUUCAUAGAACCUCCUGAUCUACUUUAAACUCUUGAGCCUGGUGCAUAGAAUACUCCAGCAGCACUUCCCACUCAUGUAGCCCUAAAUGGAGGAUGAGGAGGAGGAAAAGGAAUGAUGAGGAGCAGGGGAUGAAGAGCUCUCUGUUCAUUGGUGCACAUUCAAUAUUUUUAUAUAUAUAUAUAUAUUUACAUUUUUCACAUUUCUAUUUCAUCAAGAAAAUAUUGUCAGUGUUUGCUAGCUAGCUAGAAGUGAAUACACUACUCCCUUGUCUAGCUGUGGAGGCUGGUGGGAGGAGCUAUAGGAGGACGGGUUCAUUGUAAUGGCUGGAAUGGAAUUAAUGGAGUCAGACAUGGUUCCCGUAUCUUUGAGGUGUUUGAUACCGUUCCAUUUAUUCCAUUUCAGCAAUAACAAUGAGCCCGUCCUCCUAUAGCUCCUCCCAACAGCCGCCACUGCUGUCUAGAAUCAUUUAUUGGCUUCACUUCCAAAAGUCAUUGGGUUUUAUAGGUGGCUGGAUGGGUUGGGCAAGGCAGCGUCAGGUCCUGGAGGGCUUCUACACUGGACAUGUUUUAGAACGGCCCCCCUUAUUGCGUCACAUAGGCACGAGUCUGUAAAAUCUAUGGAACGCUCUGAAAAAGAUAAGAAACGAGGAGUACCUGUAUAUGGAAAUACUAUCUGCAAAUGUAUACAAAUAUAAUUCUUACAAAUUAUCGGUGUGAUAUCAGUGAUUUUUAUCCUGGUUGGAUAGGUAACUGGAAUCCCGUCUCUCUGAAUGGCAGGGAAGAUGUUUAUUUUAACUACCCAACACGCGUUGUGUGUUAUCAGAGGGGGAGGAUCAUGAAUGAAAAUGCAAUGAAUGCAUAUGAUUAGCUUAUUCAUGACCAUCUCUGAGUGUCUGUGACCAAAGCUCUGUUAUUCAACGGUGUUGCACACAACCUGUAUUGUUUUUAGUAGUAUUGCUCGCCACUAUGUCUCUAGGGCUCUUUAAAAUUACCAUACUGAAUUUUAUUUCAACUGAACAAACAUUUUAAGCCUACAGGGCAGGCGAUGUUACCAGGUAGAAACAGAGACAAGCCCCCAUCACCUUACACCUCAGUCUUGCAACUGCUCUGGCCUCUUCCAAGCCCUUUUGUGCUACUAUCAGUGUGCUAAUGAAAGGUAAUGUGAUGUGUGGGUAUGUGUUAUGGUUUGGAGGCAGAAGGACAGGAAAGUGUGUCACUGUCAAGGGUCAAUGGUAUAAUUGAGGCGUGUGGGUGAUAGUUAAAUCAACUAAAUGCUCUUUUUCAUAUCCAACCCUCCCUCCCUCUAACUUUGUUUUCAGAAAGCUUGGAGAUUGCAUGUGAAAAUCACCCAUUUGUAUGAUCUAUGAAGGGCUGUGGAGGACUGUUUGAAUAAGAAAAAAAUAGGUUGACAUAUAAGUCACUUGCAUGUGCACUUGUAUGUUCUAUCACCCUGACAUCUUGUAUGGGAUAGCUGUUAAAAAUUCACUCUCCAGGCUCUUACCCAUGCGCGCACACACACCUACUCUUUGCCACCUUUCUAUCAUGCUACGGCUAUGGCCAACUGGCACUAAUCACUGGCUAAAUGUACCUCGCCAGGAUCUACAUUUACCGUGCGCUAAAAGGGCCACUGUAUUUCCUAAUGGGUGCCCCUCUCUUUUUCUGACCACAUCCUCAACAUGACCCUGCUGAUGCUGCUGGGAUAUGUGGAGGGGACUUAGGGGCUAUUGUUUGUGCUGGUGGCUGCUUCCCCCUCCACGUUCUGCGGCCGCCCCAGCCCUGUUUGGGAGCUAGACUAAAGUUAGCAUUAAAAGAGAGUAGCGCCUUAGUCUCACAAUGUACCAUUGAAGGCCCGGUUUCCUGCUGUGGGAAUGGGGUGCGGCGGGGGGGGUCUAGGGAUUUGUUGAAGUAAUGGCACUUUAAUUGUCUGUGCGCGUGUUUGUGUUUAUUUGUUCAAGGUGGAGAUAUGGGUGUGAGUAUGGAGUAUUUCGUUUGUGUUCAUACAUCACAAGCAAUGUUGGAGGACAGAUUUAUGUUCUGUUGAGUUGCAGACACGUGUGUGUGUGUGUAUGUGUGUGUGUGUGUGUGUGUGUGUGUGUGGACCACAUAGAGAGGGUCUGGUGGAGGGGAUGUGGAGUCUGCUGUGAGGGGUACCCCCCCUAUGAACAAUGCCUCUUGUCCACCUAUUCUCAGGCAGGCCCAAUGUUAGGCUAGUUCCAGGAUCUCUUUUCAACCUUCUUAUUAUAAAUCUGAGGCAGGCAGGUCAUAUCACCAGCCAACCCUGUUUGACCACAUCAAGACCCCUGGCCUGGAUCAAGGUUUCAGCUCUUAGAGGAAAAAUACAAGUUUUAUUCUCAUCUUUCCCCUAUUUUUUUUUUGGAAAGCUGGGUAAAAAUGCUAUAUGCAAACGAGGGGAAAAAAUGAAAAGAUGUAUGACUAAAGAAUUAUUAUUUUUCAUUAUUCUUCUCCCUUAUAUGCAAUGGAGUGUACUGUAACAAUGGUCGCAAUCCUCUGUCACUUUAAUGCUGUAUGUGCACAUCGGUUGCUGUGUGGAUGUGGGUGCCGUGGCAACAGGACUUGACAAUGAAUGGUUGUCAUUCUACAGCACCAUUGUUUUCCCAGACUGCCUUAUUCAUUCUGACCAAUCACAAGAGCCCUUUCAAAUCUGGGGCCGCAGGCACUGCCACAGACUUAAAAAAAAAAAAAUAAACUCUGGUCAGACGAAUAUCGCCGUUCCAUUAUUAUUAAAACAUUUUUUUACUGUUGUCAGGAAGGACUUGGAGAGUGUAAAUGUUCACAUUUCAGUGUCUUUGUUAUUCUGUGUAUCUGCUUCACCAUUCAGACAGUUGUUUUUUUCCGUUAUAACCUGUUCAUUUUAAAGAGCCGUAUGAUGCGACACUUGUAGCUGUCACUCUUGGUGCUUGGCUUAUGCUUCAUUGUCUUAAUAUUCCAAAUAAAACUGUUAAGCGUAA
Salmo salar (Atlantic salmon) is the source of this 6568-nucleotide messenger RNA. RefSeq names its product suppressor of cytokine signaling 5b (gene socs5b). The record is from RefSeq and is a predicted model, not a curated record. Gene Ontology annotation, biological process: phosphatidylinositol phosphate biosynthetic process; intracellular signal transduction. Gene Ontology annotation, cellular component: phosphatidylinositol 3-kinase complex. NCBI's taxonomy places the organism in Eukaryota, Metazoa, Chordata, Actinopteri, Salmoniformes, Salmonidae. Gene Ontology annotation, molecular function: 1-phosphatidylinositol-3-kinase regulator activity.